AUGGUCAGCCGACAAGGACAAAAGUUUAAGGCUGAACCUCAACUGCCUAAGGAUUCAGCCUUAAGGGGUUUAUCCUCAAGUGCUUGGGGUUUAUCCUCAAGUGACUUAGGGUUUAUCCUCAAGUGCUUGGAGGAUUUUGAAAUCUUUAUUCAAAAUACACUUCAAAAUGCUAACAGAAUGCUUAACUCUGAUGAUGUAAAUUCAAUUGAAUUACAUAUAGAAAGGCUUGAUCUUUUAUUAGCCAUGUUUACACAACUUAUUAUUAAUUUUCCCAAUGAUAAUAUUCUGGGAUUUUUACCAGAAAUUAUAAACCUAAAAAGACAACUAGAAACCAAAAUAGAAACUUUAAAUUCAGAAAAUAAUAACCCAAUAAAUAAGUUUAUUUCAUAUAGAUGUACUAGUGGUAGACCUACAAUAUUAGUUAGUGAAAAUGCAAUCAGAAUUUUGAGAAAAGAAGGGUUUAGUUGGGAAAAAAUUGCUACAAUCUUUGGAAUAUCUAGUAAAACAAUUCAAAGACGUAGAAGAGAAUUAAACAUUCCUGAUGAUAUAGGUGAAUAUACACAAUUAACUAAUGAACAAAUUGAUGGUGUGGUUAGAAUUAUUAGACAAGAGCAACCAUUCUCUGGACAAAAUAUUAUUAUGGGAACACUAAGAUCAUUAGGAAUAAAAAUUCAUCGUCAGAGACUCAGAGAUUCAUUAUAUCAUAUUGAUUCAUUUAGGAUCAUUAAUCGUUGGGCAUAUAUUAUUCCUAGACGUGUAUAUCAUGUUGCUGGUCCUAAUUCAUUAUGGCACAUUGAUGGAAAUCAUAAAUUAAUCAAAUGGAAAUUUGUUAUACAUGGAGGAAUUGAUGGAUUUACACAAAUGAUAACAUUUUUACAUUGUAGUAGUAAUAACCGUUCUAAAACAGGUUCGUGCAGACAAAGGUGGUGA
Entrophospora sp. SA101 is the source of this 930-nucleotide messenger RNA. Lineage: Eukaryota; Fungi; Glomeromycota; Glomeromycetes; Entrophosporales; Entrophosporaceae. The record is from the annotation of a GenBank genome assembly.